UAACAUGUUAACCCUGGACUCUUUCCUCUCAUUCAGUCUGAGGCUGUUUCCACAUUCACGCACAAACUGAUUCAAUCCUAAUAAACGAACUGUUCUUCCACUGGGUGUUUGCCCAUUGUUCACUCUGAUGCAUACACUCGGCCUGGACGGCUCCAUCACUGUAUUUGCGGCUCUGUUUGUCCCACUCUGUACUCGGCUCAGUUAAUGCACGAAUGCUGGCUGACGUACUGAGACACGAGUCGCUGGACUCAGAGUUGGACUUGGUUCCUAACGUUGGCUCCAUUCACUUGGUCAGUGGUUCCGAUGAUGGGAAAAUGAAUUUCCUUGGGGAAAAGAGAAACAAAUAUCACAAAGCACCAAGCAAAAUCUUUCAUUAAAAAUCUGCCAAUAAUCACACAAAGGCUGGAUUACACCAAUCCAGGCUUAUUCCCUUUGUACUGGAUUACAAUGAGCCCACACUCAUCCCAUUACACGCCGUUAUUACACACCACACACAGAGCCUGAGAUGAGACUGAACCCGUCCCUGACUCCUACUCACUGUUUCCUAAUCUAACUUUAAUUGCUUGGCCUCAACUCUACUUCUAAAGACUCAUUUCCUAGACUCCGUGAGCAGCUCUGCUCCGCUGGCUCCACACGUUGGCCCGCAGGCGUUCAGAUCAACCCUUGUUUGUGUCAGGUGAAAAAAGUCUGGUACAUGUAGCACCGACGUAAAGCACAAGGCGAACGGCAGAGUGUCAGUGAUUGCAGCCGGCGUGUGAGGACAGGACCGGCGUCGGCUCUGGAGCCGGCUAAUUGAGCGGGGAUGAGUGAGGCCAGACAAAGGGGCACAGUGUUUUCCUAAUCAGGCUAAUGGACCGGGAACAAGCUGGGCAGCGCCGGUAGACGAGCCCCGGGGGGCCCCGGGACUCCAGGGAAGAGGCUGGGUGAUUGGCAGCUCCGGGGGAGGUAAAAGGCCCGGCUUUUCCUGUCAGGUCCUGUAGCAGGUGGUUCACGGUCGCGGGCGAAGCAGAACCUCAGAGCCGACACCACAGAUCUACACGCUGAGAGACGACCGCUAACUUCAGCGUCUCAGUUCUUCAGUGAAACUGAGUAUCAGCGAUUUGGCCUCACUUGGCGCUAAGAUGAUGCAAAAGAAGAAGACACAAUGGGGGCCCGGCCUGCUGCUGGGCUGCUUCCUGCUCUGCCUCUGGGCUCCAGCCGCCUCGUGCCACCGCGCCUCCAGCCUGCGGCGCUUCAUCGGCUGCGCCGUGCGGGAGUUCACCUUCCAGGCCAAGAAGCCGGGCUGCGGGGGGCUGCACGUCACCACCGACGCCUGCUGGGGGCGCUGCGAGACCUGGGAGAAGCCGGUGGUGGAGCCGCCCUUCAUCGAGUCCUUCCAGCGCGUGUGCACCUACAACGAGAGCCGCACGGCGGCGGUGCAGCUGCCCGACUGCCGGCCCGACGUGGACCCCACCUACACGUACCCCGUGGCCCUGAGGUGCGACUGUGGGGUGUGUGUGACCAGCACCACUGAGUGUACAACCGUGUGAGCCGGUUACACAAACUGCCCCGAGCGUUCGGCUCCUUUAUGUCUUUGUGAGUCGAUUCCCAGUAAAGUCUCUUUAACCACUCACAGCCUUUGUAAUUAUUAACGCCGCCGCUCCAGAGGUCAAAGGUCAGCACGGCUUUACUGGUAACGUCCUGCUGCUCAGCUCUCUGCCUCCCCCUAAGAUGCAG
Molecule: messenger RNA, 1716 nt
Organism: Betta splendens (Siamese fighting fish)
Lineage: Eukaryota; Metazoa; Chordata; Actinopteri; Anabantiformes; Osphronemidae
Gene: gphb5
Product: glycoprotein hormone subunit beta 5
Exons: 3
Coding region: 1122-1529 (135 amino acids)
Biological process (GO): regulation of thyroid hormone receptor signaling pathway; G protein-coupled receptor signaling pathway
Cellular component (GO): extracellular region; cytoplasm
Molecular function (GO): hormone activity
Source: RefSeq, a predicted model, not a curated record